CGCAGAUUCAUCACUGCAACUCCACUGAAACCAGAACUCCUGACAACAUGUCUUACGCUUGCAACUCUGGAAACUUCUCCUCCCAGUCUUUUGGAGGUUUCCUCAGGCAGCCAGUCUCCAGCUACAACUCCUUCUACCCCAGCAGCAAUGUUUUCUAUUCUCCAAAGAACUUCCAGCUAGGCUCCUCUUUCUACAAUGGACAGCAGGAGACCUUCGAUGAGCCCCUGGAGUGUCACUCACCAUGCUGCGGGACCAGAUCCUUCCAGGCAUCCUGCUUCCGGCCCAAGCAGUACUUUUCCAGGCCCUGCCACGGAGGCUUUACUGGAUCUUUUGGAUAUGGCAAUUCGGGUUUUGGAUCUUUCGGGUAUGGGAGCUCUGGCAUUCACUCUCAGGGUUGUGGGUCCAGCUUCUACCGCCCAGGUUACUUUUCUUCCAAGAGUAUCCAGUCGUCCUAUUACCAGCCAGGCUUUAGCUCUCGCUUUUGCGGGUCUGGUUUCUGAACAUCCCAGUUGUCUCAUUGAUGGUUUCUUCACCUUAUGGAAUUCAAAUGGCACCUCCAACAUCUAGGAUUUAUCGAUGAGCAUUGUCUCUCUAGGACUCAGCAUCAUAAUCUACCGGGAAGCAAACGAUUUUCUGAGGACAGAGUAACUUGAAUCUUUGACCUUUCAACUCUACUGCAAGAGAGAGCUGGUAUUUUAAUUAUUAUGUAAACGCUUGGAUCUUUUCUUUUACCAUCCAUCCCUCUAAAUUUCUUCUCUCAUUAUUUCCUUAAGAUUCCUCCACUCAAGUUCAUUUUUAAUAAACUUACAUCUCUAG
Molecule: messenger RNA, 816 nt
Organism: Peromyscus maniculatus bairdii (prairie deer mouse)
Lineage: Eukaryota; Metazoa; Chordata; Mammalia; Rodentia; Cricetidae
Gene: Krtap15-1
Product: keratin associated protein 15-1
Source: RefSeq, a predicted model, not a curated record